Molecule: messenger RNA, 1534 nt
Organism: Stegastes partitus (bicolor damselfish)
Lineage: Eukaryota; Metazoa; Chordata; Actinopteri; Pomacentridae
Exons: 5
Coding region: 420-1121 (233 amino acids)
Source: RefSeq, a predicted model, not a curated record
AAGCGCGAGCACUUUCACUUUGAGCCGAGGCUGUCUGCGCGAGGAGGAGGCCACCGUCCGCCGCCGCCGCCGCCGCCGCCGCGUUACCGCCGACAGCUCCAGGGCUCAGCAGGCCCGCAAACCGGGCUGCAGGAUUCUAGGUCAGGAGGGAGCAAGGCGAGGGGAGACGGGCUGCAGCCACCGGGAAAACCCAAAGUGGGAGAGAUGGCGUGACAUGAUACAAGGGGCUUUUUCUUUUUUCUUUCUUUCUUUCUUUCUUCUUGUGUUUGUGGAAAGUACCAAAGGAGCCCAAACAGGAGGACUGUCAACAUGCAGCAGUGAAGGAGGAAACUUUACAGCCUGACACAGAAAGACGUCUGCACAGUGUUUGCUGUCAACAAGAGAAAUGGAGAAGUGUCCGUUCUUAGAAAGAUAAAAGGAUGUCACUGCCAGUCGUGCUGCUGCUAUCGCUUUUGACUGUCCAGUGUGGUGGAUGUGAGUUUGACAAGGAAAGUGUGAAAAACAUUAAGGCGACCAUCGACUCGAAUCCGACCGGGUUUCGGACAGUGUUUCCUAAAGAUUACUAUGUGGUGCACCGGUACAACAGAAGCAUGCUCUGUGACACUGAUCCGUGCUGCGUGUUCCCUGCUGCAGUAGUCCUCCUGGAUUCCUGGCAUGUGCUGCUCAGGAACCUCUGGGACGAGCACCUGAAUCACUCCUUAAUCCUCGAUCUGAAGCAGACACUGGAUAAAAUUAUUAUAAGGAACAGGAACACGGAGAGGUUCCAGGAGGAGACGGACCUGGCCCAGUUCUCCACGUCGUCCUCCUCUCCCGAGGAGCUCCUGAAGCUAACGUCAGAACUUUUGACUCGAUGGCUCGAGGUCGGAUGCUCGCCUUCUGUUGAGACCUGCUCGCUGCCCACAUUGCCACCCUCGGUGGAGAGGAAGGACUUCGGUCCGUCCAGGGCCAGACUCUUGACCACCCGAGCUGUGGGCGGCGAGGAGGAGGAGGAGGAGGAGGAAGGACAGCCGAGAAAGAUGGUGGACGUUUCCCAGCCGCCGAGCAGCGGCGGCCCUCUGUCUGUUUCUGCUUCCGCCUGGAGCCCCCUGAUAUUCAGACUCUACUGGUGGCUGCUGCCCUAAAGGAUCUUUUAUGGAUGAUGCACACAAAAUGCAAGACGUUUCCUGGCACUGAAUGAUUGUUUGUGUGUGUGUGUGUGUGUGUGUGUGUGCGUGUGUUUUGUGUUUUAAUGCAGGAAGCUUUGUUCAUAUGAAGUCACAUGCACAGGUUGCAUUUAACGUCCAAAGUUAGUCCAAACUGCUAAAGCUCACCGUCCAGCAGUAACAGCUGAUAUCACAGAUGUAAUCUCCAGUAUAUUCUCCGUGCGGAGCUGCAGCAGCUCCUCAUGCUAACCACAGAUCAAUGUCGAGCUACGUGCACAUAAGCCAGCGUCAACGUGGAUUUCAUCACUGUUUACAAUGAAUGUUGUGUAAAUGUAAGAUGGUACAGUCUAUGGGUUUUGUACAUAAAUGUAAAUUAAAGACAUUUAGAUAUA